CCCCGCGGGAGGGCGGGGCGGCCCGGCCCGGCCCGAGCGCGGCGCCCGCAGCGGCGGCUCUGGCUGUCAGCAGCGCCCGGAGCGGCCAUGGGGCAGCGCGGCCGCCGGGGCCCCUGAGACACCGCCGCGCCCCGGCCCGGCCCGGCGCGGCCCCGGCGCCGCCAUGGAGCUGGAGCCACCCGCAGAGCUCCCGGAGCCCCGCGCCGCCGCCGCUAAGGGGCCGCCCCGCAACGGAUUCUGUCAAGAUCCUCCCACAGAGCACGAUUCAUCCACUACUACAGAUGUGGAGCAGAUGAGUUCUUCUUCUCCUGUCCUUCCUAUGAACUCCAUGGGCAAUGAGCGGGUGGAUCAGCGAACCUGCCUGAUCUGCGGGGACAGAGCUACGGGGCUGCACUAUGGGAUCAUCUCCUGCGAGGGCUGCAAGGGGUUCUUCAAAAGGAGCAUCUGCAACAAGCGGGUUUACAGAUGCAGUCGAGACAAGAACUGCGUCAUGUCACGCAAACAGCGCAACAGAUGCCAGUACUGCCGGCUGCUCAAAUGCCUCCAGAUGGGGAUGAACCGAAAAGCAAUCAGAGAGGAUGGCAUGCCCGGAGGCAGAAACAAAAGCAUCGGACCUGUCCAGAUAUCAGAGGAAGAGAUUGAGAGAAUUAUGUCUGGGCAAGAAUUUGAGGGAGAGGCAAACAUGUCAUGGAGCAACAACGGAGACAGUGACCAUAGUUCCCCUGGAAAUGGAGUUUCUGAGAGCAACCAGCCUUCACCCGUUUCUACUCCAUCUUCAAGUAGGUCCGUGGAGCUGAAUGGAUUCGCUGCACUCAGGGAUCAGUAUAUCGGGACGCCGGUGUCCACGCACUAUCAGUACCUCCCGCACCUUUUUAGCUAUUCUGCUCACUCGGCUCUGGUGCCCCCCCAAACGCGCAGCCUGGACCCCCAGUCGCACAGUCUUAUCAAUCAGUUAGUGUCAGCAGAGGACCUGGAGCCGCUCGGCACACCGAUGCUCAUUGAGGACGGGUAUAAAGUGACUCAGGCAGAGCUGUUUGCGUUGUUGUGUCGUCUGGCGGAUGAAUUGCUUUUCAGGCAGAUUGCUUGGAUCAAGAAGCUGCCAUUCUUCUGCGAACUCUCCAUCAAGGACUAUACCUGCCUGCUCAGCUCUACGUGGCAGGAGCUAAUCCUGCUCUCCUCGCUGACUGUUUACAGCAAGCAGAUCUUUGGUGACCUUGCAGACGUCACCUCCAAGUACUCUCCCUCUGACGACGAGCUGCACAGAUUCAGUGAAGAGGGAAUGGAGGUGAUGGAGCGGUUGAUCUACCUCUUUCGCAAAUUUAACCAGUUGAAGGUCAGCAAUGAGGAGUACGCGUGUAUGAAAGCCAUUAACUUCCUAAAUCAAGACAUCAGGGGUCUGACUAACGCAUCCCAACUGGAGCAGCUGAAUAAGCGGUAUUGGUAUGUUUGCCAGGACUUCACGGAGUACAAAUACCCACACCAGCCAAACCGUUUUCCGGAUUUAAUGAUGUGUUUGCCAGAGAUACGAUAUAUUGCAGGAAAAAUGGUGAAUGUCCCCCUGGAGCAGCUGCCUCUCCUUUUUAAGGCCGUUCUACAUUCCUGCAAGACGAGCGUGAGCAAAGAGUGAGCCCAGCUCACCCCGGCCGGUGCCUUACGCUGCGCCUCAGGCAGGGAGCUGGCUCACCCCGGGAGAGGGGCAAACGCGAUCCAGGCAGGAGAUGGGGCGGUGGGCGUCCCUGCCAUUGUAGCAAGAAUCUUUUUUGUUUGUUUUUGUUUUUUUACUCUUUUUCCUAUAUAUUUAUUUCACGACAGAGUUGAAUGUAUGAUCUUCAACACAAUGCACAUGGUUCUGUAUGAAUGCAGCAGAUGCAUUCUCCAGCGGUUUACAGAAUGUGAAGAUGUUUAAUGUUACAGUGUUUGUUAGGGUUAGUUCUUUUGUAUUUGGGGGCUGGGGACUGAGAUGACUAAGACUACCUCAAGGAGAAGAUGCUGUUCGCGCACUGCUCUUUCCAUGAUUUGUAUCCAAAAGCGUUUGUCGUAGAGAGCAAACGGCCUCACCGCACCGACAGAGCUGUUAGUAUCCCAAAUGGACGAUUUUGGAGAAGUGGGUGUUAGAGAAGUGCCAAGCUUUUUUCCUUUAAAUAUAAUAAUAAUUUUAAAAAGGCAGGGAGUGGAGAAGAAGGAAAAGUCUGUCUAGCCAGUUGGUUUCUUUUCCCCUGGCAGUUUUCAGAUGCAGGUGGUAGCUCCUGCGGUGUCCCCGAAUCCCGCCGCAGCGGGAUCGUAGUGCUCCCGAGCUGCGAGGGGCUCGCUGCCCCCGUCCCCUCCUGGGAGCUGCAGGAGUGGGCUCUGUCCCCAACCCCAGCCUGACCAGCUGGCCCCUCACUGUUGCUGCACACCUGUCCGUUCGACUGAAAUUGCGUUGCUGCAGUUGGUAGCAGGCUCCUGGUGUUACGCAAAGGUACUCUUGUUGCUAGAGAACUGCAAGUAAUUUCUCGUCACUUCCUUAACAUCCAUUUUAGGUUCACAAAAGCAGGAAAAACCUACUUAGAGAAGAGGCAGGAUUGCCUCUUUUAGUCUAUUCCUCCAAGGUGGUAUCUGACUACUGAGGAGGCUUCUGCAUUGCAGCAAUCCCAAGCAGCCCGUUUGUGGGGACAGUUAACGUACCCUGUGGUUAAAUGUGACCUGUGUAACGGGGAUAGGGGACUCCAGUGUCCUCUGGCAUGGCUUUCUCCGCUGGACUCGGGGAAUGCAUGAUCCAUAGUCAUAUUCUGCCAGGACUGUUCUGCUGCUUGUGGAAUCCCUUCUUACCAGGAAGAAUAGUAUGAAUGCAGUACCUGGUAAACUGUUCUGUCCUAGGUGUUGCAAGGCUUGGAUUUUCCAUCUCGCAACCUCCACACCACUCCGCUGCAUGGAGAACUGGUUUAAUCAUAGAAUCCUAGAAUGGUUUUGGUUGGAAGGGACCUUAAAGAUCACCUCGUUCCAACCCCCCUGCCCUGGGCAGGGACACCUUCCACUAGACCGGGUUGCUCCAAGCCCCAUCCGACCUGGCCUUGAACACUGCCAGGGAUGGGGCAGCCACAACUUCUCUGGGCAACCUGUUCCAGUGCCUCACCACCCUCACCGGGAAGAACUUCUUCCUUACAUCUAAUCUAAAUCUACCCUCUUUCAGUCUAUAGCCCUUACCCCUUGUCCUAUCACUACAUGCCCUUGUAAAAAGUCCCUCCCCAUCUUUCCUGUAGCCCCCCUUUAGGUACUGGAAGGCUGCUGUAAGGUCUCCCUGGAGCCUUCUCUUCUCCAGGCUGAACAACCCCGACUGUCUCAGCCUGUCCUCACAGGAGAGGGGCUCCAGCCCCCUGAUCAUCUUCAUGGCCCUCCUCUGGACUCACUCCAACAGGUCUGUGUCCUUCUUAUGGUGGGGGGCCCAGAGCUGUUAAGGACAACUGGUUAGCUGUUUGAGUAACUGCUAAGUGCUGGUGUUUAUCUAAACUUGGGUAUUCUCAUGAGUAACCUCAUGGCUUCCUGCUCACGGUGGUGGUGGGGAGGUUGGAUGAGAUGCUCUUGUUCUUAUCUCCUUCAUUAAGAAUUAACGUUCGGAGACUCAGUAGCUCUCCUAGGCAGCCGUGUUGCCCUGGCUAGAUUUCCUUCCCUGUGUCCUUAAAUAUGAAUCUGAUGUUUAUUUAGCAAGAGAGUUCAUCAACAAGUGUUUGAAUGCUGUUUUAAAAAUAUUUUGGGAAACAGCUUCUGUUCCCUCAGGGUAGGAGGGACCAGUUGCUACCUUUUUUCUUGUCCUGAUGUCAGCUGUGUGGCACAAAGUGAGUACUGCACAGAGGUAUGGGAGCUGCUGAGAGAUGAAUGUGAUGGUGAACAGGAGAAAAAUCUCAUUCACCACAGUCGUCUUUCCUUCCCCUUCCCCCAGCGGGUGCUCCCUCGGUUGCAGCCCAAGAGAUGCUGUGACCCACCGGCUUGGUGCAUCUCUCGGUUAGUCGGCGGCCGUGCCGUGUGCCGGGCGCUGACCGCUGCGGUCAGACCUCUCCUCGGAGACCCGCUGCUGGCUGACCGCGGACCCACGGCGGCCUCGCCGCUUUUGCAGUCCCGCUUGGGCAUCUUCCAGCUUGACAGUUUCCCUUUUGUGAAAGUCCACUAGCUGCUCAUUUUUCAUUAUUUAAAUAGGAUGUUACGGGUAACGGCUGCUGGGCCCAGCAGCAGUUCAGCUUGAUAGAGCUUCACAAUCCAAAGGUGGUUCCGUAAAUCUCAUUUACUUUCUGACUGUAAAAUGAGACAAGCGCGUAUUUCUCAGGAAAGCCUUCUGCAUACAGCCUAUACCUCAAGUGUAAAUGGGAAGAUUUUAGUAUAUCUGUUUGUAAGUUAGAAAGUAUUUCUCAGCUUUUAAGUUUAAUUUCCAAAUAGCUUGAUAUGAUCUUUUUAUUACGGGUUAUCUUCUGGCUUGCUGUUUUAUACACUCAAGGAAUUGUUAAAAUUGCAUAGGAGUAAUUUUAUUCUACAGUUACUGAAUUAUUAUAAGCUGUUGAUGAAUUAAGAGUUCGUUUUAAUUAGUGUACAUAAAAGUGGUCAUCUUAUUGCCAAAUACUCAACAAAAAUAAUCUGUUAGAUAUUUGGUGUUUAUCCAAAAUAGACUCCCAAGACUAAUGCUGUACCACCACCACCAAAAAACCUAAAAUCAUUUAUGAUGAUGAAUGGACAAGAAUGUUCUACUUUCUAUUGUAUAAAACAAAUUUUAGAAAGGUUGAUUGGCAGCAGUAUCUGUUAACAAAUAACCCAUUUGUUGUAGGGAGUAGAAAAGCCUUACUAAACUGACAAGUAAGGAAGAAGCUAAUAUACCAAACCAGAAUCUAGCUCACUGGACAGUCAUUCUUAAUAUCUUCUGCACCAAGUCCUCUAAUGACUUGUAUUUUUUAAACAGGGUAAAGUGAAUGUGUUGCAUUGCAAACUCAGGUAUUAUGAGAAGGUAGGAAUGUAGCUAGAGACAUAGAGAUGUUAGGUCAGUCACUAGAUGUAUUUGUGAAUUUGGUUUGAAGGACACCCUGGAAAGGUUGGAAUUUUUGUUCCAUUCUUCACGUAACAUUCCGUUUACAGGGACUCAUAUUUUAUUUGUGCUUAAUGCUAGUAGGGGGAAGUUCAUUAUCUUCGGUAUCUAUCUGCUCUUGCUUAUCUGACCUUCUGUCAUAGAGGAAUCAAUCAACAAUAAUAGUCUUUGGUAGAAUUUUCUGCCAUGACAAGUCAAUUUUUAUCCCCGAUUUGAAAGAUAAAUUGGCUGACUGACCCCCUCCUCUCCUUCAUAGCAUUUGUGCAGAUGGAAAGCUGAAGAGUUACUUUUAAUCUGAACAGAGAUUUGGGACAUAAAUUUGAAGUGCUCAUGCUCACAUAUUCAGAGGGACUCUGCCGAGGUAUCCUCGCUGCUGUUUUGCAGCUUGAAGCUCGUCACCCAGUACAGAGAACAGAGCAGAAGCUGCUGCUGCCAGCUGAUGGGGCUGAGCUGCAGCUCGCGUGGGAAGACCCCAGGACCUGAACAAAAGCUUUUUGAAAGCAGCUGGGUUUUCUUCCACUGCCUGCCUUUGGGUCAGGCUUCUGUCCCGUCAGCUGAGCCUUGACCCCGCUGUGUGUGUCAGUAGCGAGUCCUUGUCCUCGGCAUGCCCGGCCCCUCGAGAGGGCUGGGGGAUGGAGGGACGACCAGGAUGCUCAGAGAUGCCAGGUACCUCAAAACUGAUGGGCUCUGUCUGGGCAUGGCAAAAUUGAUGCAGCAGGAGCUAAUUCUCUACCCGUUUUACAUACACACUAGCUACUUUCUAACUGUUAAUAAUGCCAGCAGCGUUCGUCUUUCUCAUCUCACGCCUGCUAGCCCGCAGUGCUGUGCAGCGGCACUGCUUGCUUUGGGUCAUCAGGGUGCAGCUCUGGAUUUUUCUGUAAUUCUUAAAUCCUGAGCUUUUGCCGUUUCCCGUCACGCAAAGACCAAAGGGGGAACAUGGCAUUUUCGGGGUCAUCAGUGCAAAGUGGUCAGUCGGCUUGCCAGCUGCAGGGCAACCGGUACCAGCGAGCUGCUGCCCCAGUAACACCCAUUUUCCUAGUGCUGCGGUGUUGCUUCGAGCGAGCAGCGCCAGCAGAGCGAGCAGGGCUCCCGGGCGCCGCGGUGUUUCGGCAGGGCUGCCAUCGCUCGCCGGGGGAUGCCUGGGUGGCCGUGCCCCCACCCCGCAGUUGCCCAUGCAAAGGCUCGAGCUCACGUCGCGUGCCGCUCGCUGCCCGUCCCUCGCUCUGCUGCGCACGGCAGAAUCUGCCCUUGCUCUUCAGGCUUCUGCACGGAACUGCAGCCACCUUGGGUUAAGGAAAUUCAGUCUUGUCCUUCAAACCAACCUUUUUUUAAAAAACUUGAAUUUCUUUUAUCUUUACUACAUUUUUAAAAAUGAAAAAAAAAAAAAAAGAUUCUCCUGUGAAUGUGCUAUUUACCGUUCAUUCUUUCUUCUUUCUUGGUUUUGAUUUGAAGCUAUGAAGCUCGGUGUCUGUGAAAAUGUUGUUAUUUCUCAGGAUAAUAAGCGGCAAUCAUCCCUGCCACAUAAAAGGCAGGAGAAAGGGGGAAACUUGGGGAACUAGUUUAAGUAUGAAGCUAAUUUUUAAGUUGUAGAUGAUGUGUAAAUCGAGGGUAAUACAUAGGAUGUCAGUAUCAAGCUGUGGCGUUUCUCUGGGUUCACGGUGUGUUGUUUGCAAUACACAGAAGCUCAGGGAUAAGUAUUUAAAAUGUGACCCAGAGAAACCCUAGUUUUGAUGUUGCAGCAGUUGCUUCUUUCAUGACUUGUUUGGAGGAGCCAUUGAAGCUGAAUAAAGCCCCCAUACGGAGAUUUUGGGGGAAAAACUUUUGGUUUGGCUUGUGGGAAGUUUGCCUACUGAAGGCUUAGACGUGGUCCAACGGGAGAAGCGUCCCGAAGACGCCCGUUGCCAUCUGGGCUGUCGCAAGGCCGUGGCGAGGGGAGCUGCGGCUGGCUUUGCCCUCGCACGAGCUGGCGGCUGGGGGUCCGCUCUGUCCGGGGGGCUCAUGGGGAGAUCGGGGCCGAGCCCAGGGCAGCACGGGUGGCCGAGGGGCUUGGGGAGAGCAGAGAGGCAGGGGGGUCUGGUCAGGGCUGUGGGGAGCACCCGCCAGCCCCGGGGCUGCCCUGCCUCCUCUCUGGCUGCAGCCCCUCUGCCCUGCGGCGCGCAGCCCUCCUUCUCGCCGGCGCUGUUGGACGGGGAAAUGGUGAAGUGUAAAAUACCAUCGUUUAGGGAACUUCAGAGUUUUGAUGAAGGCACAUCAGCUCCUAGGGCUGGGAGAGGUUUGUCUGUAUUUGCACAUUACCUCGUCCUUCUGCCUUCGGUGUUAAAUGUGUUCGAGUGCUUGUGGCAAAGGGGAAAAUGGGAAUUUCUCAGUAUGUCCCUGGCAGCCAGUCCCAGUGUUCUGGACUCUGUUGCUUAUGAAUUAGAGCAUCUUAAUUUCCAGUCAGUACAACUUUCUCAUCAUGGGUCGGUAAGGUUGUAGAUUCAGUCAGACUGCUUGAGAAAGGUACUGACAUGUGAAACUAGUUCAGUUACAGCUGCUAGGAGUAUCCAAAAGGUGCCAUGCAGCCUGAUGCAGCCGCAGGCAGUGCCAGCGCUGAGCAAGAGUCGGCAAAAGUUUGCAGGGCUGAAAGCCACCUUCCCAGCAGUCUCGCUGGCCAGGAUCUGCAAAUCUGAGUUUAAACCAGCCCUGCAAAAAACUAGGCAGGCCAACCCAGGCAAUAUCUUCCCCUUGAAAAAAAAAAAUUAAAAAAGAGCUCCUGUGCAGCUGACCUCUAACAAGUCUAUGUAAGAAGCAACAUGGUUCAGUGGAAGAAAUGCCCCCAAGGGCAAAAAGAAACAGAAAUUGAAACCAGAUGACGAUCAACCUUAACAAAGCCUUUUGUGAUUCAUUGUUUUCUUUCAAUUUAUAAAAUGUCUUGUAAUAGUUGAUAACAUUAUUGACUCAAUUUCCAUAACAAAACUACCUCGUGUGACAUCCUGUUUAUCAUCUCAAAGGGAUUGUGUGAAAAACAAAAUACUGCCAGUGUUUGUUGCCAGCGAAGAACAGGGGGUGUGAUGGCUGGUGUUUUGCUUCCCUUCCCGUGGGUUGUAGCUUGGUUCCUGUUACCGCCGCGGCAUUUCAACCUGCGGGUGAUGGUUUCGACUUUGCAUCCCACCUGGACCCCUGACCCCGUGGGAAGGCGUUGGGCUGCGCAUGCCGUGCUCUCGCCCAGCACCGAUGUGCCGUGGCAAUGACCGCCGCGGCUACUGCUGCACCGAGCCGCUGUUUCACAGCGUGGGCAGUGUCCUGCGGCUGCGGCCGCGGCCACGUGUCCCUGCACAGCGAGGUGGAGGUCUGCGAUGCUGCAGGGACGGGCUGAGCUCCAGCAUCCCUCCCGGUGGAGCGCAGCCCCUGCCUGCAGCUGUGGGGCAGGACGUGGCUCUCGCCAGUUUGGUUUUUGUUGGUGCCCAUCAAGCCACAGGCCUGGUUCCAGCUCUGUCCUGGUGCAGGUGCAAUGCAGAGGCUGCGUUUGUAGCUUGGGACCUCGCAGAGCCCUCGCGCCUACGUCCUGGGCGUAAGCGUGCUGGGCAGCUCAAGGAAGAAGCGGGUCCAGUUUGCUGCCAUGUGCUUGUGUCUGCCCAUGGCUGGUUUGCGGGAUGUUUCCAAGACGGCUUGGUCCCGGUCUUCGGGUCCUUCCGCUGAUAUUCCAGGUGAUGGUUUCUCCCAGCAAAACACUUCAUUUUUCCCACGAUCCCUUGCAUAAAUCAGGGAAGCAGGAUGUUGCCUCGGCAUGACACACGGUGAACGUUGGCACGCUCAGAGCCGGGGCUGGGGCAGGAGAGCGUGUCCGGCCGCUGCCGCCCUCGCCCCGCAGCGCCCGAGGAGGAGCGGGCACCGUGCUGCGCCUCUCGGGAGCUGCCUUUCCGUCACUACGCUACGACCAAAUGAAUGUUUCUGCCGGCACGUCUCGGGCGCGCCGUGGCACAGCCGGUUCCCCUUGCGCGUCGGGACCGGUGCGGGUCCGUGUCAGCCCGACCUGCCCCUGCUCCGCUGCUCUGCUCUGUGACUUGACUACCUGUGGAAAUGUGACCAAUAAGUGUUGAACGCAUGUUUAGCGAGUGUUAGCUGUAUGAACUAAUAAAUGUGAAUUGUUCUGCA
Molecule: messenger RNA, 9178 nt
Organism: Harpia harpyja (harpy eagle)
Lineage: Eukaryota; Metazoa; Chordata; Aves; Accipitriformes; Accipitridae
Gene: NR6A1
Product: nuclear receptor subfamily 6 group A member 1
Exons: 11
Coding region: 164-1627 (487 amino acids)
Biological process (GO): regulation of DNA-templated transcription
Molecular function (GO): sequence-specific DNA binding; zinc ion binding; DNA-binding transcription factor activity
Source: RefSeq, a predicted model, not a curated record